GCCAUGCAAAAUAAUCAUUGAACUUAAAAUUUAAAAAAGACCUUAAAAAAGAACUAGCUUAGCAUGGUUUUUUAGAUAUUUGUAUUUUUGUAGUUUUUUUCUUUUUGUUGUUUUUUUUUUGUUCACCAAGAUAAUUGUAUGUACAAAACAAGGUUUUACAUCUAAGUUCUGCAUAUGCUAAAAAUGAUUAGCUUGUUGUAACAAGUGAGAUUCAUCACUUUCAUUAAUGCCUCCAUUAGAUUAGCUUCUGCUUGUGUCUCAGUAAAAUUCUGGCUCAUAUGACAACCUGAGGGCAUUCAGUUAUACAAUCGAAUAAUUAUAAUUAUAAUAUAUCUCUACAUAUACAGAUGGGUGACACAUCUGAAAAACUAGUGGCUCUGUUAUGCUGCAUGUUGCUGGCAUGAUUUGGGUCCACUUGUCAUCUUAGAGGAAAUCAUCACUGUGGAUCAAUACAAAUUUCUUCUGAUUGACCACCUGUAUCUUAUGAUGAAACAUUUCUAAUCCUGAGUUCCAGUAUGACAGUAUCCUCAUUUACAGUGAUAUCUUAGGUAGUAUGCUCAACAAUACUAGAGCUUUCCUUGGUCUUAACUCAUCUGUUGUUCUUGGGUAUUUCUGUCCCUACUGAGAGUAGAACUGGAUAGACAGGAUUGAUUUAUUUAUAGAUGGGUGUUCAUCCUUCCAGUAAAUUUCCAGAAAAUCUAUGACAAGCGCAUUGCUUGUGGAGGCCGAGCAUCUUUCUAACACACUUGACAUUGUUUUUUCUUUCUUUCAUUUGUAACUGUAGUACUUAUUUCUGUCUCCAUUGAGACUUGGACUGGAGAGACAGGACCUAUUUCCCCGUCAUGUGAAAAUUAUUGUGGUAAAAAUACUGAUUACAUGGAAGGGUUUUGGGAGAACUGUCACUGUAUUCCCAAAACCAGUCUUACCAUGUACUUUGAUAACAACAGGCAUAGCUGAGCACGGCAUGUGCAUGUUGUCACUGGGUUAUAAAGGCUUUUGUCCAACUCCUAUGCUUGCAGUAGCAAUUGGGUCAUUCAUUAGCAUUUUCUAUCACUAGUAGUGUAAUGGAUGUGAACUGUACAGAAUGGACCUUUUUCACAGUUCUGUGAUAACAUGGAUACAUGAGUAAUAGUGUUUUAAAACCUUUGGUGAGAGAGUGAACAGUGACUGUGUCCAUUUUAGUGUCCCUAAGUGGACAAAUAAUUCAAGCAAACAUCAUUUAAGCAAAGCGAGAAUGAAAUGGCUUUGUGCUGUUUGCCAGGACGAGGAUGAGCAGCAUGAAUGUCUGCGGCCAGCAUUGCAAAGAAUCUAUUCGAACUACUCAAAGACCACUGGCCGUAAACAGCUAAAACAUGGGGCUGUACUCUCUCUAUAUAAAUGGAUAGAUCAGACAUCUGUUGAACAUCCAGCAUAAUGUUUUCUUGACAAGCCGGCAUUGUGUGUGAAACCUGCUCCUGCUGCAGACCACAACUGUGCAACUGUUUCAUCUCCAGAUGAGUGAAUUAACUAUGCCCUGUACAUGUCCUUAUUGUUGCCAAUGCUAGCUAGCUAGCUAGCUUAGACCCCUUUAGUGACAUUUUUUUGCAAAAAAAAAAAAGCGCCUAGCGACUUUUUGGACAAACCUUAACGACUUUCUGUCUUAUGUCACCAGUACUGUCCUGCAAGCAGGAGGUCCUACUCUCCUGCUGCACUCAUACUUCUCUCUGCAUCUGCUUUGUUCAUUGAGUGCCUGAGAGCCGGAGAUUUAACAAUGUCACAUAGCAAAAUCAUUCUUAUGCAAAUGUUUUUAGAACGUAAGACAAAUGGAAUGCAAAAUGUUUUACAUGUAAAAUAGUACAUGUUAUUACAGCCUAGUUCUCUUGUUCAAAGUAGUUAUAGUGUUCAGAAACAUUUUAUAUCACCCAUGUUCCAUACCUGUCUGUUAUAUAGUUUUAUAAAAGUAUUUUUCAAAAAUCAUAAAAGUUAUGAAAAGUAAUUAAAAAAGUAAAAAACCACAAAAGCAAAGAAAAAAUCUUUGAAAAAUCUUUUUAUCUAUCUAUAAAAAAACAGAUUAUAGAUUAGGCAUAUAUGGGCUGCCACAUGAUAGGGAAGGCUUGGGGGGGCUUUAGUUGCAAAAGGUUGAGAACCUCUGCAGUAGACCAAUCACAACAGCCUGGGACAUCUUACCAAUCAGAGCAGACUGAAAGGAGGAGUUGAACGAGUCGUUUCUGACACUGGUGAAAAAAGGUGAUGCUGCAAUGUAAAUUAUGAGAAAAUUAAAAUGUGUUUUGACCUUGGAGGGAUGUAAACCUAUUGUAUGAGACCUUUAAAACAAAACUUUGUUUAAAGAACACUUAUUAUGGCUUUUAAAUGAAGUAGCUCGCUAGACUAGUGUGAAAAAUGUACCUAGUGAUUUACUGUUGACAUUAAUCCGGAAUAUACUGUUUGGAUGAGCUGUUUGGAUUCGCUGUCACUCACACUACUAUCCACUAUGGAUAUGACGACUCAGUCAUUGCGAGAAAGGUCUAUGCUUUGUUUAGUGACAGGUUGGUUUAACUGUCAUGGGAGCAAGCAGGACAUGUCCUGACUUGACAAAUCAGCUUCGGUUAAUGAGAUUUAUUAACGUGUUUGACACAGAUGAGCCAAAAUACAACACAUCUUUUGUUUAUACUUUAUAUACCUUUACUGCACUAUAAACUGGGCUUCCUUCAGCAGGUAAUUAAAAAAGUAUGAGUCAUUAUAUAUUCAAAGAGCAGCAAAGGUGAACAGUGAUACUGUAUACACAGAGUAAGAGUCAGGCUUAAUCCAUCAUUAAACAAAGAGUGUUUACAUAAGGGGUGGUGCAAUACAAGAAUUAAGGGUCGUCAUGCAUAGUCAAUAAAUAGCAUGCAAGUAUAAAAGUGACAAUGUGUGACUCUGUUGUAAUUACCUGCACAAGAAUCAUAUCUGAGUGCACUGAAGAAGGCAAAGAGAAAAUGUCUGAGCUGUAUUUUCCUCUAUGCCAAAUAAACAAAAGGUAAUUGAGUGUUUGGAAUACUCACUGUGAAUGCAAGCACAGUACUUUUAAUUAAAGUAAUUUAGUUUUGGGUUUUGUUCAGUCACUCUAAUAUAUUAAAGUGACAGAAAUUAAAUGAGCUUUGUGUAAAGAUUUUGUUUGUGCUUAAAGAAAUAGUCUUUUUCAUGCUCCACCACCAGGUGUUGGAGGCAUUAUAUGUCCAGGUUGUCUGUCUAUCCAUCCGUCUGUCCGUGCAUCCCUCCAUCUAUCCAUCCAUCCAUCCAUCCAUUCGUCUCUCCAUCAUUCCCUCCAUCUAUCCAUCCAUGCAUCUACCCGUUCAUCUGUCUGUGCAUCCCUCCAUCUAUCCAUCCAUCCAUCCAUUCGUCUGUCCGUCCAUCCCUCCAUCUAUCCAUCCAUCCAUUCGUCUUUCCGUGCAUCCCUCCAUCUAUCCAUCCAUCUAUCCACCCAUUCGUCUGUCCAACUAUCCCUCCAUCUAUCCAUCCAUCCAUCCAUCCAUUCGUCUGUCCGUCCAUCCCUCCAUCUAUCCAUCCAUCCAUCCAUCCAUUCGUCUUUCCGUGCAUCCCUCCAUCUAUCCAUCCAUCUAUCCACCCAUUCGUCUGUCCAACUAUCCCUCCAUCUAUCCAUCCAUCCAUCCAUCCAUUCGUCUGUCCGUCCAUCCCUCCAUCUAUCCAUCCAUCCAUCCAUUCGUCUUUCCGUGCAUCCCUCCAUCUAUCCAUCCAUCUAUCCACCCAUCAUCUUUCCGUCCAUCCAAGAUCCUCGUUAGCCUGAUAUCUCAAGAACAUGUGCUUGAAUGUUUGUAAGAUUUAUAUGGAAUUAUCAUUGUAACCAGCAGAAGAAUUUCUUCCUUCCUGUUUGAAGUAUAUUUAAGGGAAUUUCAGGCAUACAAAUUAAUAACAAGAAGUGCUCAACCUGUUGGCAGUGCAGGCAUCCCCAUCGAUAUAGUUGGCAUCAAGUCUUUUUAUUUGCCUUUUCAUUAUAAGAAUAGUCAUUUUUCAUUCUAACCUACAGAUCCAGUGCAUCUGUAGUGUAUGUGCUAUUACUACAGACAAGAAUUUCUAUACUUUUCCCUGUGCUGUGCCACUUAUAACCUUUCCAACUAUAUAUUUGACAGAAUUCAAAAAGUGCCCUUAGACUUCCAUUGUAGUGUUGUUGUCUCAGUACAAGGAAACAUCAGGAUUGUUGUAUAUGUAUAGUACACACAUGCUACAGAUACUGUCAGUAAAGAUUAAGAAGUUCUGGAGUGUUCCUUAAAGUAUUUCUUCCAGAUUGAACACAAGCCUUAAGAACAAACCAGUAUUCAUGGAGGGCCCAAGUCCAUUCUUCUUUCUGACACUUGGAUUGGCUGGUGAGCUAAUAAUACUAACGUAAGUCAUUGAUGGUUUCCUGCAGCCUCACUUAGAACAAAAGAAUCUAAUGUGUUAUUCCAGUCAGGAACCCACUCACAUCGCUGGCUUGCUCAAUAUUUACAAGCUGUUACUGAUUCGAGCCCAAGUCGUAUCGCAGUGCUGGCACUCGUGCCUGCUGGGGUAACAGUUUCCUGUACUUGGAAACACAAGCCUGUAAGGUUAAAUGUGAGUCUGGCAGGCAUGCAGAUUAACAGGCAAGAUAGCACACAUAGCACUUCUGCUAAACCGCUGAACAAAUGAAGUUUUACUGGUUUUAAAAUGAUUAACCUGUAUAUAUGCAUGAUUUAAAUUUUUAUAGUAACUUAGAAGUCAUGCAUGUUUAAAAACUCCAUAAUUCCAUAAGGAUGUACUUGCAGGGACCAAUUUCUGCUAACAAAUGCAGAAAUUGCUGCUGGACAAAGGUGCAGUUUCUCCUGUUGAAGCUACAUACUGCAUUGCGUGCUGUGGGCUGGUGACGCUCCCCUAGAUGCAAGACUUGUGAGGAAGAGUUGAGGAAACUUCGGGAGGAGAUGAACAUUGAGACACUGAAGCAGGAGCUUGAGAAAGAGAGAUUGAAAAGACUUGACCUUGAACAGAAAAUGAAUGAAAUCCUAAAGACCAGACCAGAGGACUCCCCACCCCCUCCUUCCAAAGCUCAUGGUCCUGCUGUCAAUGGAACAGGUGAAAAGCAGAAGGAGUCUGUGAGCUCGAAGCUUUGGAAGUGGCUGUAUGAGCGCUUUGGCGUGUACAUGGAGGACUUCCGCUUCCAGCCUGAAGAGAACAUGGUGGAGACGGAGGAGCCACUCAGCGCUAAAAGAUUAACUGAAAAUAUGAGACGACUCAAACGAGGGGCUAAGCCUGUCACUAACUUCAUGAGGAACCUUUCUGCCUUAUCCAGCUGGCACUCUGUCUACACAUCAGCCAUCGCCUUCAUUCUCUAUAUGUAUGCUGUGUGGCAUGGCUGGGCAAUUCCUAUGUUUCUCUUCUUGGCUAUUCUCCGUCUGUCCUUAAAUUACCUAAUAGCAAAAGGCUGGAGGAUACAGUGGAGUAUUGUGCCUGAGGUGUCUGAGCCAGUGGAGCCUCCAAAAGAAGACUUGACUGUCUCCGAGAAGUUCCAGUUAGUGCUGGAUGUGGCACAAAAAGCUCAGAACCUGUUUGGAAAGAUGUCAGAUGUUUUGGAGAAAAUCAAAAACCUGUUCAUGUGGGUGCAGCCUGAAAUCACUCAGAAGUUGUACGUUGGUCUGUGGGUGGCGUUCAUUGCUUCCGGCCUGCUGCCAUACAAACUCUUGGGCUUCAUAAUUGGCCUCUAUGCUGGAAUCAAGUUCUUCAUCAUUGACUUUAUCUUCAAGAGCUGUCCCAAACUUAGGGACAAAUAUGACACACCGUACAUUGUAUGGAAAAACCUGCCAACUGACCCACAGCUCAAAGAACGUCAAAGCGGCAACAUCAGCAGACGGCUGUCUGGCUUUGAAAAGCAGAUCCAGCCUGUGGUCGCACGUGGCAGCCUAGUAGCCGGAGUGCCAUGUGGUGUUGGGCGUGAUGAGGAGAGUGGGCGUGCCUACAGCACCAAGAGAGGUCCUUUCCAUGAAGUAUUCAACUUGUCUGAGAAUGAGCGCCCCCUACCAGUGUGCGAGCACGGGUGGCGCUGCUGCUUAAUCAACAGGGACAGGAAAAUGCCUACUGACUACAUACGAAAUGGCUACCUCUACGUGACAGAAAACCACUUAUGCUUUGAGAGCUCCAGCUCCCGUUCUACAUCCUCUAAGAAGAAUAAAGUCAUCAAACUCCAAGACAUUACAGACAUUCAGAAGUAUAAGGUUUUGUCAGUAUUGCCUGGAUCUGGAAUGGGAAUCUCAAUAGCCACACCAUCUACACAAAAGCCUCUGGUGUUUGGUGCCAUGAUUCACCGGGACGAAGCCUUUGAGGCCAUCAUCAGCCAGUACACGAAGAUCAUCGGUGCCACCCCCCCUGUCACAGUGACAAACCCGGAAACGUAGAACAUGUGGUGAAGAGUUUUGCUGGAGCUCCAGUUUAACAAGGAGACUUCAGAAGAGCAGCUUCUUCCACUUCUCCUUCUCCUCCUCGAAGAGGUGCGGAGAUACAGAGAGAGAUUUUAAAAAAAACAAGGAAUCCAUUUCCAUUUGGGUGCCUGUGCUAUGUUUUUUAGAAAAGUGUUUUAAACAUGGCUCCUUUGUGAUGAGACGUUUGCACCAGUGUUUAUUGUGUAUCUCAUUUGGGAAUUCACUGAGUACCACUGAAAUGCUAUUAUGGAACAGGAGCUGGUUCUCCUCACAGUUUCUUGUCAUAAUUCUAGUCUUAUGUGUCAUUUUUGUGUCCUGUAUAUGAGUCUGGUCACCUAACUUUUAAUCCUGGAGCUGGUUCUUCUUGCCCUUUCUGAGACUACUUCACCUGUGUUUCUCUGUGUUCUGUCAGAUAACGUUUAAUCCCCCUCUCUUUUCUUUCUUUCUUUUUAAAAAAAGAAAUUGUAUCGCUUCCAGCCUUGCACAUGGAGACACGCUGCAGUUUGUGGUGCUGAGAUAUAGGGAAUGCCAGGGCAGAAGCAUCAACUCUUAUGAAGUGUAGCUGCUGCUGCCCCCUUCAGAAGUGCUGAAACACAUAUACCAUGGCCUUUUGCUUUAAACCUCUAUGCUGCAAGCUUAGCUUUUACUUAGAAUUUAUGCUGGAAACUACCGAAAAUCACAAACAACCCCCCUUUUCAAAAUUACAAUCCACACCACUUCCAACUACAACAUGGGAAUAUUUUGUGACAAAUCAGAAUUUUGAUUAUUAUUAAAUGUGAUAAAACAGACAUUUCACAGUGGAACAGUAAGCAACCAGAAUGGUUACUUAUCUUGGCUGCACUGCAGCUACAGGCCACACAAUUAUAACAAUCAUAAAUUCAAAUUUAAAUACAGUUCUUCAUGUAUAGGACAAGGAAAUGUGAGAUCUGAGGGCAUCAUUAUGGAAUUUAUUCUUCACUAAGAGGCCACAGAGGAAAAAUAAUUGUAGCAGGAAGGUUAUGGUGGGAUUUUGAGAUGAUGUGGACUGGUUAAAUUAGAAACAUGUCUGUUCCAUGAAAUGGGCGAGCAAAAACUGAAUCACUUUGAUGGUGAAUUGGGCUUGAAAUCACACUGUAACCUGAUUUCAUUUCACUGCGUGGAGUACAGAGCUGUACGGGGAUGAGAUUUCCUUGCUAUAACAUUGCAUGUGCCAACGAUGUCUCCUCCCAACAGUCUCUCAAUACAUACGUUUCUUUUAUCCUGAAAAACAUUCACUCUUAUAAAUAUACCAAUAUAUAAGGAGUUCACCUAGCUUACUGUUGUAAAAAUGUGUGUGCCACAUGGUGUAAACUGAUCUCUAUUCCUGUAGUCACUGUGGGAAUACGUUUGUAUUUGUCCCCACUGUACUGUCUCUGUCCCCGUUCCCAUGCAGCUCUCUAGAGUGUAACUGAUGCACCUUAAUGGUAGUGCACUCUCCUGCUCAUUUUCCGAUAGGGUUAGGAAUGAUAGGGUUAACCUUUCUAAGUAAUCAGUGUUUGCUCUGAAUCACACAUUUUUAUUCAUUGUAAAAGCUCAUACAAUAAGCACAAGUGCACCAUAAAGUCUUAUGAACUGAAUGUGUAGGAGGCGUUAAGGGAUGUGCUGCUCAAGCAUUUUCCUGUUUGCUGUGUAUAUAAUUCUUAUCAAACUUGAACUAUCACGUGCCCCAUGCUGCAGCUAUGCUUCCAUUAACCGACCUAAACCCUUUGCACAAACAAAUGAACUUUUCAUCUACAGUAAAUAUACAGGCCAUAUAAAGGAAUACACCUCAAAUACUCAACCUAAUGUCUACACAUCGUGUCUGUGCUGUGUGUGCGCAAAUUUUCAGAGACAAAAAUGUCAACAUAUUUGUAUGAAAUCCUGAUGAAUUGAAACAUUUUAUAAUGGUUGUCUAAAGGCAGUCAUUAAAUUCUGUCAGCAAAUUUUUUAAAUGCAUACCAUUACUAGCUCUACCAUUACUAGCAUUACACUAGCAAUGGUAUUUAUUCAGUUGAUAUCGUCAUAAAGCAGAUUUACAGAAAUACAGUUCAUGUUAAAAGGAAGUUCUGUGCGAUCAUAGUGUGAAUAAGAUAUCUGAGAUGAGCACAAAACUCAAGUUCUUUAUGAUUACUGCAGCAGUUCUUGGACACAAAUCUACAGUUUCCAUAUUAUUCCAUGAAGCAAAGUUGAAUCUUGGGUAUAAACUGUUUGUUUUUUUUUGUGCAGAUUUUAGAAUGAUGCAGACUUAAAUAACAAAACAAAAAAACAUCUUAUCAAGUCUUUUCGAGAUCGAGAUUUAUCCAACUUUUGAACAGUGUAGCAAUACACUAAAAUCUAUUUGUUUACAUUCUCGGGUGAAACACCAUGUUUACUAUGAGCUACACCUAUUAUAGUAUUAUCGCUUUACCACAGAUUAUUCCAUCUGAAAAAAUAGUUCCAUGUCAAGUGUGAAAAAUACAGGUUUAAUUUAACAAAAAAAAAUAUCUUUGAAUAGAAUUUGUUAGUGUGAUACAGAAAUAUGAGUUUAGCAUAAACAUUUACUGACUGCCCUUACACUUCUAUUAUAUGUGAUUUUCAAGUAGUUUUCUUUUCCAUCCUUUACACGGUGCAGAGAAAUAAAUGUGCUGAAAUUCUUGUCUAUAGUAGUUGCCCAAAUGUUGCCACAGACGCAGUAAAACAUUUAUUUAAACUUUUUUUUAACAUUAUUAAACUUAUGAUCUUAUUUUUUAUAAUUUAUGCAUCCCAAUGUAUUUAACUGUAGCCUCUUCACAAUGGAGUAGGUCUCUCCUACUGCAGCUUCAGCAUGGCUUUCAGAAAAACCUUCUUCAUGCUUUUCUGGGAGACCUCAUUUCUGUAGUCCUUUUCCUUACUACUUGCUAAACCACAUGCCUUUUUUUCCUUUUAUUAAGAAACAAAUUUGUUAUGCCAGCCUGUUAAGAAAAAAAAAAAAAACUCUCCAUGCUGAUAUCGCCUACUAAAGCCUAUGUACUCGACUAGCCACAUGACCCUGUGCUAACCAGCACUUUAUACAAGUAGCAUUGUUGUGUGUGUGUUGUUUCUGUUCCUACUGUUAUGGCACAUUAGUCUCAUUAAUUAACUUUCUGUGUCUCACUUUGUGCUUUUACUUCUUUUCCUGUCUUGUUGAAUGGAGUCACCACUGAUUUAACUCUAAAUGUUCAGCGCUGUAACUAAAAGUUUAGGGUUCUUAUAGAGUGUGGAGGCAAUCAGCUAAUACAUCAUUGAAUCGUUUACAGUUUUCAGUUGAGGUUUGAAGCUCUCAGUAAUUAAUGUAGCUUGCAAUUAAUCAUCGGAAUCAUAAGACCUCAGUGAAGAUAGCCAGAUGGCACACUGGAGAAGAAGCACAGAAUUUACUGGAAACAAUUUGCCAAAUAUUAUGUCUGUAUUACUGUUUGUGGUUAGCUAUGCCCUUUACCUGCUCUGUUUACAGGGUUAAAUAGUUGUCUUGGCCUAGUUUGAUCCCUAGAGAGAUUUAGGGGCAUGAGAAUGGGCCCCACUGUUUUUGUGGUACGUGUCUGUGCUAUUGAAAGGUGCUGAGGGUUUAAAUUGAUUAUUAAAAAUGGGCUGAUACAUUGAUGAGGUUUGGAUUUUGAUUGGUAGGGUUUCUUCUGUCUUCAUCAUUUAGCUCACUCAAGGUGUACAUGUAGGAAAGCUGAUAUUAGGGACCUUCACUUUCACCCUUUUUGAUGUUUUGUUGGACAUUUUAAAAGUUGUUUUGUUUGAUUUGGUUGUCUGUGUUUAUAUGGUUAGCCAAAGACUAACAGUGUUUUGUUUUUUUGUUUGUUUUUUUAAAUAUGACUUUUUAGUGGAACCAGUUAAGAAAACCAUGUAUAGAACACAGUAAAUCAUUAACCUCAGACCAAUUCAUUGAUGCCGUUUUAAAAACUCGUUGCGCAUGCUGUUAAAUGUUCAUCAUGAUUAUUUUCUUUGAUUUGGAUACUGAGUUUUCAAUGAGUCAGUAAGCUGUAGUGCUGCCCUGUGAUCAAUGAAAGACGAUUUCACACACACACAAAAUUCAUGUUAAACAAGCCUCUGAACAGUUUUUAAAGUCUAAUAUAAAUGUGUUGUACCUUUUUUCUAUUUAAGUAAAAUAAUUUAACAUA
Molecule: messenger RNA, 10519 nt
Organism: Ictalurus punctatus (channel catfish)
Lineage: Eukaryota; Metazoa; Chordata; Actinopteri; Siluriformes; Ictaluridae
Gene: gramd4b
Product: GRAM domain containing 4b
Exons: 18
Coding region: 4911-6377 (488 amino acids)
Biological process (GO): negative regulation of toll-like receptor 9 signaling pathway; apoptotic process
Source: RefSeq, a predicted model, not a curated record